Molecule: messenger RNA, 2769 nt
Organism: Patiria miniata (bat star)
Lineage: Eukaryota; Metazoa; Echinodermata; Asteroidea; Valvatida; Asterinidae
Gene: cyhr1
Product: cysteine and histidine-rich protein 1-like
Exons: 4
Coding region: 82-1152 (356 amino acids)
Cellular component (GO): nucleus
Molecular function (GO): zinc ion binding
Source: RefSeq, a predicted model, not a curated record
AGCUGCUCUCUGUUCGGGCAGCUGAUCACUGCACUGCGAGAGGUCGAUCGUUCAUCAGAAAUAUUUUGCAAAAUAUCAACAAUGACGGAGCCAGAAAUGUCCGUGCCAGGAGCUGUUAAUCUAAUAGAAAAUCCUGGCGUUUCGAGCCAAGAUGUCGUCGACUGCUCCGAACCCCCUCUGAAGAAAUCGAAGACCGAGGUAGUGGUGGAGACGGAGGAAGACCCGCAGGAAGAGGACUUGGAACAGAGGCUGAACGAUAUCCUUUGCUGCUCGGUCUGUCUCGAUCUGCCCAUCAAUUUAGUGUACCAGUGUGUGAAUGGACACCUGAUGUGCGCCGGUUGCUUCACGCACGUCCUGGCCGACGCCCGCCUGAAAGAUGAACAGUCCACCUGCCCCAACUGCCGCUGCGAGAUCGGCAAGACGCUGUGCAGCCGCAACCUAGCCGUGGAGAAGACAGUGAGCGAGUUGCCGGCGCUGUGCCCGCACUGCUCCUGCAAGUUGCCCCGUAAUGUUCUGGAGCAUCACCAACGCUCCGAAUGUCCGCAAAGAGUUUCCAAGUGUGGCUACGCUCUGAUUGGCUGUGACUGGAAGGGACCCAACUGCGAGGUCAAAGGUCACGAGAAGGACUGCGAGUAUCCGGGCAAGACCGGCGCUGACGUCAUGGCGUACGUGGAAGAGUCCAACCAGUCGCUUCAGUCAGAGAUCAGGAGCUAUCAGAACAUCGUCAAUCUGCUGUCCUUUGAGAAGCUGGCUUUUAACGAUUUACAAUUGCGCCCGUACCGCACCGACGACUUCAUCACCAAGCUGUACUACGAGACCAGCCGCUUCAGCGCCCUCAACCAGCAGUGGGUGAUCAAGGCGCGCAUCAACGACCGCGAGCGCAACCCGCUGCACACCGCGGACCGCCACCUGACCUAUCAGCUGGUCCUCAAGAGCCGAGUCAACAACCCAAUCGCCUUCCACUUCAUGUUGCUCAGCGGGCCGUUCACGGACAUCAAGGUGGAGCCCGCGGUCUACCGGUUUGAGUUCACCGGCGACCGGACCGAGAGCCCGCACCAGCUCAUGCCGCUGACCAAUCCGGCCAACGGCAACAAACUGCUGUCGGCCAAGACCAUCAACGUCAGGCUGAUCAUGUUUCAGGUCCAGAAGUAAAAUAUGACCAAAAGGCUGGUUCGUGCUAGACGUGAACGAAAAUGUAAAUUUGCAACGCCCUGGUAGGUUUUUUAGUCUUUGUCAAAGACUAGAUUGUGGAUUAUGUUUCCUUUAGACAACUAGUUCCUCUUGGACAAGUGUAGCUGAAGAUGCCAAGGUUGUUAAGGACGCUAUCGAAAAGAUGAAUUAAAUCCAGUUAUGGGAAGAAAUUCCAAACAGUAACACAUCUUAUGCAAGGGUGAGGUAUGCUUGGAAUUUCUCAGGUCCGAGUGCGGAGACUCCCAAGACUGGAGUUUAUUUAUCUUAUUGAUGGCAUCAUGUACUGCCGUGGCAACUUUGCUGUGCUUGCCAUGGCCUGGCAGCAUUAACCCUAACCCCCUCCCGAACCCUUCAAAAUCCAACUGCAUGUUUUGUUGGAAUCUGUGGAAUACUGCACUAGUAAACUGAUCAGAGUUGUAACGAUUCACUGAAUUUUGUGACUCAAGUCGAGUCGAGUCAUUUCAAGGAAUUGACUUGAGUUGAGUUAAGUUAUUAGGUGAAGAAGGUCGGGUCGAGUCAAGUCGAGUCACAGCGUGUGGUCGAGUUGAGUUGAGUCGAGUCAAAUUUAUGCUUGAGUCAAUUCGAGUCACUGACAUUUGAACACCAUGUAAUAAAUUUCUAAAAAGAAGAAAGAAAAUCGUCCGAAGCCGAUGAUUAAACCAAUUUGGACAUGCGUUUAAAGUCUGGUUCCCGGAUAGAAGUUUGUGUGCUACAUUAUAAAACCAUGAGGUGGGACUCUAGAGUCAGUGAUACAGCGUAUUUUCCUAUGCGAUAAGCAGCCACAACUUGACGGUAUAAUGUGAAGUACGCAUGCCAACAUUAAUUACUCUGUACCGUAAGUCACUGCGUUAUUAGCCUUUGACUGGAGUCUUUUGAUGAGGGACUCGAAUUGAGUCGAGUCAUUUGCUCUCAGUGACUUGAGUCAAGUCAAGUCGGUUACUCAAUGGGACUCGAGUCAAGUCGAGUCACCAAAAAUUGUGACUCGAGUCAGACUCGAGUUGAGUCUUUGACACGAGUCAUUACAACUCUGAAACUGUUUAUGCUUUACAUGGGGUCAGGCAUACAACCAUAAUCAGAGUCCAACGGUUUGGGUGUAGAGUUUACCAUAUGGUGUUGGAUUUUAAAACAUUCCUAGUCAAUCACUCAAGGGGGUUAGGGUUAAUUAAGGUAAACAUAAUCUAAUCCUAGUCUUUUGUCAAGACUAAGUUACUGCUUGGAGUUUGCAAAAAUUGAACAACUUUCAACCCAUUGAAUUUCGUUGCUACCCGUUUUCAUUCGCAUGAGGUAUGAACCGGCCUCAAAACAGGGUGUCGGUAUUUUUAAAUUAUUUUUUUUAAUGUUAACAUUCUUUUUUGUAUGUCCGGUACUCAAGCUAAUUGUAUAUUAUCCAGCAUUUUCUUUCAAUCUUGUCUGGCAAUUCGUCGUUUGCAACAAGAGUAAAUCUCAAAGCUUUGUUCUAAAUAAUGAUUUUUCUUGGUACAGCAAUGCAACAGAAAUAUGUUUUGUUUCCUUUAGGGAAAAACGAUGCAACCAUUUGCCUUAUAAAAUUGUGGCUCUUCAAAAAACAACUACAACAAC